Oncorhynchus masou masou (cherry salmon) is the source of this 5154-nucleotide messenger RNA. RefSeq names its product MICAL-like protein 2. Gene Ontology annotation, molecular function: protein binding. The transcript has 16 exons. The record is from RefSeq and is a predicted model, not a curated record. Lineage: Eukaryota; Metazoa; Chordata; Actinopteri; Salmoniformes; Salmonidae. Bases 256 to 3399 code for a protein of 1047 amino acids.
GUCCUCUAGUGUAUUUAUAUAACUCGUUGAACAGAACCACGCGGACGACUUUUGUCUCUCUCUCUUUUUUUAAUGAGAUUUCCCUUAAUCAUUCGUCAGAAGUUGGAUCAAAACAUGUUUUUCCCCGUAAGGGGGAUUUCAGUCACUCGUCUAUUUAUUCAAGUUGUGGAAACUCAACUAGUUGCCGUCAGUUUGUGAACUUGGAUCGCGUCUUUCCGCUUUACACUCGGAUCGGGGUUUCGGGACAGAACGAGGAUGUCGGCGGUGAAAGCGCUGCAACAGUGGUGUAAGAUCCAGGUUCAGGAUUACAGAGAUGUCACUAUCACCAACAUGACAACUUCUUUCAGGGACGGGAUGGCUUUCUGCGCCCUCAUUCACCGAAACAGACCCGACCUCAUUGACUUUGAUUCCCUGAUGAAGGAGAAUGUCUAUGACAACAACCACCUGGCGUUCCGGGUAGCGGAGGAUGAGUUGGGGAUCCCAGCUCUGUUAGAUGCUGAGGACAUGGUGGCCCUGAAGAUACCAGACAGACUCAGUAUUCUGACAUAUGUCUCACAAUACUACAACUACUUCCAUGGCAAAUCACCGAUUGGCGGCAUGGCAGGGAUAAAGCGUCCAGCGGAGGCAUCCACAGAAGAGGGGCCUUCUGGGAAAAAGAACCAAGCAGUUGUCUCCAAGGUCUUCCCCGCCUCUACCCCCUCUAAAUCCGCUACUGAGAACCGCCCUCCCCCCUCCUCCUCACCUAAAGCCUCAACCAGACCAGACAGGGCAGCACAGAAGGAUGUGUCGUCGGAGCGAUCCAAUAAGACGGGGACUCUGAGCAGUAAGUGUUCCGUGUGUAAUAGACACGUCCAUCUGGUCCAGAGACACCUAGUGGAUGGGAGGCUGUAUCACAGGAGCUGUGCCAGGUGUAGUGAGUGUUCCACCACUCUACUGUCUGGUAACUGUAAACCUGGACCAACACCAGGCUCCUUCAUCUGUACCUCCCACCACCACCCCCAGGGGGCGCUGCCAACACACACCCCUCUCCGAGACCUGCCCAAAAACAACCAUACUACUCCUGCUGAAUCCAAAUACACCCCUCACCCUCCUCCCACUGUCCAGACCACCCCUCUCUCAUACCUGCCCAAAAACAACCCUACUACCACUACCCCUUCUUCCUCCAAAUACACCCCUCACCCUCCUCCCACUGUCCAGACCACCCCUCUCUCAUACCUGCCCAAAAACAACCCUACGACCCCUUCUUCCUCCAAAAACACCCCUCACCCUCCUCCCACUGUCCAGACCACCCCUCUCUCAUACCUGCCCAAAAACAACCCUACGACCCCUUCCUCCAAAUACACCCCUCACCCUCCUCCCACUGUCCAGACCACCCCUCUCUCAGACCUCUCCAGGAAAUCCCCCGGAGCCAAAUACACAGACCCCCCGAAAUCCACCCCAGCUCCGACGCCCACCAGUACCCCCUCCAAACUUGUCCCUAGCUGGCUGAGCUCCAAAUCAGACGGAUCCAAAAGCACUACCCCCUCUGCCUCCUCCUCGCGGCCCAGCCCGGGGCUCUCCUCCCUGGGCAUAGUGAGCCCCGCAGCCCCUGGACCCACUGCAGUCCCACGGAACUUCAACACGACAACUACCCAGCAGGCCCGGCUCCAGUUCUUCCAAUCUGGGAACACCACCACUGGGCAGGAGAACCAGGGCAAGACCCAGACUCCGGGACGGGCACCGAGUCUACCCACAAAUAGAGUCCCGAACGCUGGCACACAGGGGACAGUAGUGGGGGUUGGCCAAGGUGUGAGUGUGGUAGUGAGUUUGGGUGGCAGUGGGGUAGGGGGUAAGGGAGAGGGUGGGGGUAAGGGAGGGGAUAAGGGUGUGAAUGUGGUGCUAGGUGGGGACAGGGAUGUGGUUCAGGGUAGAGGUAUAGUUGUCUUCAAGGUGGAUAGUGAUGUGAAAGCCUCUCCAUCUAAAGAAGACUGCAGUACCAAGAACCAGGCUGCUGCUGUCGUCACUAAGAAACUAACAGAGAACAACACCACAACAACAGCUGGUGCUGUCAUCACUAAGAAACUAGCAGACAACAACACCACAACAGCUGGUGCUGUCAUCACUAAGAAACUAACAGAGAACAACACCACAACAGCUGGUGCUGUCAUCACUAAGAAACUAACAGAGAACAGCACCACAACAGCUGCUGCUGUUGUCACUAAGAAACUAACAGAGAACAACACAACAGCUGGUGCUGUCAUCACUAAGAAACUAACAGACAACAACACCACAACAACAGCUGGUGCUUCAAGUCCUCCGUGGCAUCCUGUAGGACUGAAGAAGACCGAGAACAGAUCUCCCUCUCUCAGACCUGCCCCUGCCGAAACGCCUAAGAAAGAGACGGAGACGCCUAAAAAGGAGACUGGGGGCAGAGUUAAGCUAAAAGCAGACCCGUCUCUCCUCGCCCCCCUCACCCCCAACACCUCCACCCCGACCCCAGCCAGCAGAACAGGCCCGUGGAACAAAAACCUGGAUAAGGCGUCCGGAGCUGCUUCUCCCAGCAACACUAUGGCAACAGCAGACGACAGCAGCUCUCCUGCUGACUGGCGGUCCAGACUCAAACCUGCCUCCAAGCCUGUAGGACCUAAAGACUCCUCUCCCCUCCACCCUGACAUUCAGAAGGCUGAAACCCUGCCUCGGCCCUGGGCCGGUGGAUCAGGAAACGCCCAGGCUUCAGUCCCUGCUGGGUCUACUCUGGCCCCCUCCAGCCCCCCAGUAGCCUCCUCACCCAGCCCGCUGAACACCGGCCCUGGGACAUGGGGCGGUCUGACAGGGAGGAGCUCAACGACAGCUAACGGCUCCAACACAGACACCAAGACGCCUAAACCAGGCAAACCGGACUACAUCCCGAAGGAAGAGAUCCUCAGAGAGCUUCAGGAGAUAGAGGACAGUGUCAAUGAGCUGGAGAGGAAAGGAGUGGACUUGGAGAAACAACUACGCUUCUGUGAAGAGGAGGGAGAAGAGGACGUGGUGAUGGAUGACCUGAUGGUGGAAUGGUUCACCCUCAUCAGAAACAAGCAGGUGUCCAUGAGGAGAGAGUCUGAACUGGUCUACAUAGCGAAAACACAGGACUUGGAGGAACAGCAGCCCAGUGUAGAGCAGGAGCUGAGGAGACUCAUGGACAAACCUGAGCGGCUGAAGACGCUGUGGGACCGUCGUAGAGAAGAGGAGUUGAUGGUCAAGCUGGUGGAGAUCGUCAAUGACAGAAACGCCAUCAUAGACGGACUGGACGAUGACAGACUCAGGGAGGAUGAGGAAGAUGAGCAGCUCAAUAAGAUGAUGAAGACCCUAGACACAAAGAAAGAAAAGAAGAAGAAAUCCAGCUUUAAGUUGUUUGGUCGGAACAAGAAGGAGGGAUGAUCUCACGGGGAGGAGGGACACACUGUUACCCUGCUUGAGACGUGGUUAUCACUGUUACCCUGCUUGAGACGUGGUUAUCACUGUUACCCUGCUUGAGACGUGGUUAUCACUGUUACCCUGCUUGAGACGUGGUUAUCACUGUUACCCUGCUUGAGAUGUGGUUAUCACUGUUACCCUGCUUGAGACGUGGUUAUCACUGUUACCAUGUUGAGAUGUGGUUAUCACUGUUACCCUGCUUGAGACGUGGUUAUCACUGUUACCCUGCUUGAGACGUGGUUAUCACUGUUACCAUGUUGAGAUGUGGUUAUCACUGUUACCCUGCUUGAGACGUGGUUAUCACUGUUACCAUGUUGAGAUGUGGUUAUCACUGUUACCAUGUUGAGACGUGGUUAUCACUGUUACCCUGCUUGAGAUGUGGUUAUCACUGUUACCAUGUUGAGAUGUGGUUAUCACUGUUACCCUGCUUGAGACGUGGUUAUCACUGUUACCAUGUUGAGAUGUGGUUAUCACUGUUACCCUGCUUGAGACGUGGUUAUCACUGUUACCAUGUUGAGAUGUGGUUAUCACUGUUACCAUGUUGAGAUGUGGUUAUCACUGUUACCCUGCUUGAGAUGUGGUUAUCACUGUUACCCUGCUUGAGAUGUGGCUAUCACUGUUACCCUGCUUGAGACUUGGUUAUCACUGUUACCCUGCUUGAGACGUGGUUAUCACUGUUACCCUGCUUGAGACGUGGUUAUCACUGUUACCCUGCUUGAGACGUGGUUAUCACUGUUACCCUGCUUGAGACGUGGCUAUCACUGUUACCCUGCUUGAGACGUGGUUAUCACUGUUACCCUGCUUGAGAUGUGGUUAUCACUGUUACCCUGCUUGAGACGUGGUUAUCACUGUUACCCUGCUUGAGAUGUGGCUAUCACUGUUACCAUGUUGAGAUGUGGUUAUCACUGUUACCCUGCUUGAGACGUGGUUAUCACUGUUACCCUGCUUGAGACGUGGUUAUCACUGUUACCAUGUUGAGAUGUGGUUAUCACUGUUACCAUGUUGAGAUGUGGCUAUCACUGUAAAAAUAAAAACAAUUCUAUGAUCAGUUUAUCUUCUGUAACCCUUAUCAGAACCAGAAAGGGAGAAAACUGAGCUAAUUGGCUAAAUAAUUUGGCUAACCCUUCCCACCUGUGAACACACACACACACACACCCAUAUCAAAACAAACCCCGAAACCAACUCGUUUCAAUUCAGUCAUGCCUGCUAGCAUUUCUUAAUGAACCGACUCUAAAAGGAGGCCAAAUCAGGAAGUGCUAUCGCUCCUCAACUGUGUGAAUCAUCCCACUAAUAAUGUCCUCUCUAACCCUCUGUAUCUAUGGAGAACCUCUCUAACCCUCUGUAUCUAUGGAGAACCUCUCUAACCCUCUGUAUCUAUGGAGAACCUCUCUAACCCUCUGUAUCUAUGGAGAACCUCUCUAACCCUCUGUAUCUAUGGAGAACCUCUCUAACCCUCUGUAUCUAUGGAGAACCUCUGUAUCUAUGGAUAACCUCUCUAACCCUCUGUAUCUAUGGAGAACCUCUGUAUCUAUGGAGAACCUCUCUAACCCUCUGUAUCUAUCUAUCCCAUCCUCUCUCUCUCUCAUCCCAUCCUCUCGCUCUCAUCCCAUCCUCUCGCUCUCAUCCCAUUCUCUCGCUCUCAUCCCAUCCUCUCUCUCUCGCUCUCAUCCCAUCCUCUCUCUCUCGCUCUCAUCCCAUCCUCUCUCUCUCGCUCUCAUC